Molecule: messenger RNA, 5369 nt
Organism: Anopheles stephensi (Asian malaria mosquito)
Lineage: Eukaryota; Metazoa; Arthropoda; Insecta; Diptera; Culicidae
Product: neuroglobin-like
Exons: 4
Coding region: 709-1359 (216 amino acids)
Molecular function (GO): oxygen binding; heme binding
Source: RefSeq, a predicted model, not a curated record
GCGUGUGUGUGUCUGUGCAUCUCGGGCGAACCUGUGAAGCUAACCUGGAAGAGGCAGCAAGCAGAAGCAAACACACUGCGGGCCAAUAGAGGCCGUCGUGCCCCACAGGGUUGUUGUGUUGUGUGUUGCACAGUGAAUUGAUUUCUGUCCACCGAGCAAAAGCGACCCAUUGCCAUUGUUGCCUUCCCGUCAAGAAGGAGUGUACGUGUGUCUGUGCGCGAACGGUCGCCAAAAAAAUAAAAAAAAACCCUCCGGGAGCAGCUUCUUCUGGUUUGGUGGAAAAUUCUUCCAUUUUUCACCGGGAACUCCAAAAACCACACACUCACACAAACUCACACACACAGGGUUUUUUGUCCCGUGGCGUGAAAGCGAAAGCGGCGUGGUGUCGGAAAUAACCAAGUGCAAGCAAAAAAAAGUGUCAAAAAGUGAAUAAAAAAGAAAGAAAAAGUGCAAGAUAAAGGCAGCUAAUCAACAGCAACAACAACAAAAGUGUGAAACAAAAGUGCAAAAAAUAGAAAUGACCAGAAUGCGAUAAAUGUAAUCCCCUUCAUCUCGUAGUGAGCAAGGAGAGUGAGCAAUCGCACCCGGGCAAAAGUGUUGCAAAACAAGACACGAAACAACGCAAGUAGCUAAAAGGCACAAUCACAAACAAGCACAAUAACACAAACGCACACAAAUAGAAGAGAAAAGAAGAAAGAAAAAGAAAACAUGGGUUGUGAAUUAACAAAGCUGGCCAGCAGUAGCAAUGGGAGCAAUUCGAAGACCAACAAUAUGCCGAGUCUGGACGCUUGCGGGCCACCGCCAGUGGACAGCCGGUUACCGCUGACGGCGAAACAGAAAUACACGAUGGUCGCCUCCUGGAAGGGCAUCAGCCGUGCGAUGGAAACGACCGGGAUCACCAUGUUUAUCAAAUUGUUCGAGGAACAUGCGGACCUGUUGAACAUGUUCACCAAAUUCAAGGAGCUAAAGACGAAGGAGCAGCAGGCCACGUCCGAGGAGCUGCAGGAGCACGCGAACAAGGUGAUGAACACGCUGGACGAGGGCAUCCGGGGGCUGGACGAUUUGGAUACGUUCUUCGAGUUCAUCCACCAGGUCGGUGCGUCCCAUCGGCGCAUACCCGGCUUCAAGCAGGAAUAUUUUUGGCGCAUCGAGGAACCGUUCCUGUCGGCCGUGUCGACCACGCUCGGCGAUCGGUACACGCAAAACGUGGAAGGAAUUUACAAGCUCACCAUCAAGUUCAUCAUCGAAACGCUGGUAGCGGGCUACGAAGCAAGUGCCAACAACAAUGUCGACAACACCACCACCUCGAGCAGUACACCCGCCACCAAACUACCGGACGAACCGAACCGAGCAUCCUGAGCGCGCUAGAGUGGCGCAGAACAAACUCCGAGUGGUGUUAGGAUAAUGGUGGCUUCCCGUUCGUUCCCAGCUUCCCACAGUUCCCUACCGCAAUGUGUAGGUCCUUGGUAGAGGACAUCGGAAGGGGCGAGCGUCCCAACAAGAACAACUCCCGACGUAUGAGCGAUGUGUAGCGGAGAUAUGCCAUUAUCGAAAUCGUCGUCGUCGUCGUCGUCGUCAUCGUUUGUAGACUUAACGGUAGCAGUGGUAGAACACAGCCACCGUGUUCUAGCAAAAGCAUCAUCACGGAUGGGUCGAACAUUUGCGAAGAAACAAAAACAAAACAGGCAGUAUUAGUAAGCAGACAGACCGACACAAAAAUAUCAUUUUAUAGUGAGAAAUACCAAAAAAAAAGAAACGAGGACUACGUUGCCUCUUCCUCAGAUUAAAUUCCGUAAGCGCGCGUGAGUGUGUGAAUGUUCCCGAGCUUCGAACGGGGCAGCAGUUUGCACAGGUAUUUACAUCCGGCUCGGAGCGGCCAUUGUCGGGGAAUGGCGUCGGGGACCGACCGAACUAUAUUGAUGGUGGUUUAGAACCAUGCGACAGCAUAUGUGUAAAAUUUCGAUAAAUUAUUCAAACAGAAAGAUGACACGGAGCAAACGGAGACUAAAAUAUUAGUGACACAUACCGAGAGAGCUCGAGAGAGAGAGAGAGAGAGAGAGAGAGAGAGAUGAAUAAUGGAAUCAGCACGGGCAUUCCUAAGAAUUGAUCGUUUGACCAUCAGCCUUAAUGUGAAGAACAAAGUACGGAGGAGAAAACUGAGAGCAAAAGUCACAUAAUGAUGAUUAUGAUUGUAAGUAAACUUAGUAUUAGAGAAUGAAAUCGAUGAGAGGAAGAAAAAACCCCAUGAAACCGUAUCCCUAUCAAAACGGAACGAAAGAUGAUCGAUAUUUGCUGGCUCUUCUUAAAAGCAACGAGCGAAUUUUGCCAUUCGCAUUGCAUACUUUCAGGCAAAAUGUUGCUUAAAGUAUGCAGUUUGUAAAAUUUCUCCCUUUUAAGAAACAAAUAUUACAGCUUUCGAUCAGUUUUCAGCCACAUCCACAACCCUCAAACUUAUCAUGCGUGUAGCAGUUUUCUGUUCGUAAGUGUGCCUGAGUAUUGUGAAAUGUAUCACGGCGGAUUGUUUGGGAUUGAGAUUGAGAUUUCUUUCCGGUGAACAGAAGAAAAAGGGAACCUUGCCCCAUAUGUAGCUUUAUCGGUCGCGUUAUUCUAGAUCCGAAUGUGGAUCAUCAAGCAAACCCCGUUUAACGCAAGCUUGCUUCUUCAACAAAUCGGCAGAGGCGCUGCGCAAAUUUAUUACGCGAUAUUACGUUGCACAAAGGCAUAAAUGAUGAUUCCGGUUUCAAUUGCAAUUUGUUAAAGCACAAAAAGAAAGAGGCAAAUAGUGCUGAUUGUUAAAGGCCUGGAGAGAGAGAGAACCCAUAAACACGGGCGCACACCAACAUCAUCCAGUAGAUGGGUUACGACGAGUGAGUGUAGCUGAUCCUAUUUUUAUAUUCACGCCGUGCAUCAUGUGUCCAGAUUUUGUGCGCUUCAACCAAAAAAGGCAGAAUAUCGCAGAUCUCUUAGCAAAAGAAAAAUAGUACUUCGUACUAGCGACAUGCGUGUUGAUGGCAACCGGGAGGGUGGUAGUAAAUAGUAAAAGAAAAUCCUUUGCUAAAAUAAGUUCACUUCAAUCAAGCUUGUUGAAAAGGAAGCAACACAAGCUGUUCCUCAGAGCAGUCAACAAUCACAUGGGCAUUGAUUUCAACACGCAAUUGCAUAACUUUCGGCGCGCACAGGUACUAAGUGCGCCUAAAGUAUGCAAUCUGCCUGUUGUUUGAUGAACAGUUUGUGUCUCCCUUUUUUUUAUUUUCUCCCGUUUGAGGAGAAUCCAUCAACAAUCAUCGGCCACAGCAUCGAUGUGGUACAGUAGACACGCGAGCAACUAAGUAGAUAAAUCGAUCAAACCAAAAACCCCCGGACGUUACAGCGGGCGUAACGGUAAAUUGCAGAUGGUGGAAGCUGUAGCUGAUAUUUUCAUCUGACGCUCGCUGUGAAGCUUUAGUGGUGCGAGGAAGUGAUCGACAACGUCACGUCCCAACAUCAAAAUGGUAGGGUUAUUCGUUACCCGUAGUGCAUAAAGCAAACAUAAAAAAGUAGUGUGGCGAAACCAGUGGCGCUAAACAGUGAACGGUGUAUAGCAAAGAAACGCGAUCAAAUCAGCAAAAUCGUGCGUAGAAGUAGUGAAUAAAAGUAAACAAAAAAAAACACACACACACACAAGAAAUAUUGUUCCAAGAAAACCAAGCAGCGCGAAGAGAAUAGAAAACAAAAGUGGAAGAUAGCAGUAGUGGUAAAGUAACGAAUCAAAACAAAACAAAACCAAGAAAAUAUUAUACAUAGAAACAGGUAGCUACACAGUGCUGUAAACUGUAAGUGAGAACAACCGUGGACGGGAGGACGGAGCGUUGAACCAUUUUUUAUACAAAAAGCAGCAAAACCAAGUGAAAACCCUGUUGGCGACGAAAGAGCGUUGGGCGAGCUUGAUGAGUUCCGGAUUAAACGGCUACCAUUAAUCUCGAUCUCGUAAGGCCGCCAUGUUGGAUGUAUUUGUACAAUAAACAAACAGAACAAACGCAAGCUGGAAACAAGGAUGGAAAGGGCGCAGUAACGGGCAAACAUUUGGCGCGCGACGGAAGUCGGCACAUGUGCGCGGGAAGAAAUCACAAUUGGACGGAUACACAAAAUUGAAUGCAAAAGUUUUCCAUUUUUAUAGCGCGACGAGCUUUGAGACGAGUAACACAAAUUGGCAAUAAUAAAUGAAAUCACCACUUUUUUGUUGGAUUUUCCGUUUAGGAAAAUGAUGAAACCCGUGCGGGAAGGAUGGGUUUGCGAGAACCGGACGGCGUACGAUAUUAACCAGAUGAAGCAAAUGGAAGGAAAGAAGAGGGAGAGAGAAAAAACACACACACAUACACAAAAAAGGAAAAAGUAGUGUAACUAGCGAGACAAGACGAUGAUGCCCUUUUAUGAUGAUUUUUUCGGUUUUGGAAACUAAUUUUCAAUACAAUACAAUCACUUGCUUUACAAAGCGCAAAACCAAUAUCCACUCACGGAAAACAGCUACCGUAAUGCAGACAAAUCACACCGAAACUAAGGCCACGAUACACGAUAGGAGCGGAAGAAAAAACCAACACAAAACAAAUGUCAAAGGCUGAAGUUCACUAUCCCUGGUAAUUUUUUUACAGGAAGUGAUCAUCUUCAAACGGAACCUCAACUGUUUUCAAUUUUGGAGUUCAUUUACUUUCCCCAAAACCCUCACCCCCACCCACAGGCAUCCCCAACAAGCUGCAAUUCCUUUUUUUCGCACUUUUUUACAAACGCUUUCGAGAAACCCAACAUAUAAUAAGGUCAAUUAGAUGGUAACAGCCCGAAAGCAGCAGCUAAGACGAGCAAACCGAUCAUUCCAUUCCCGGAGUUCCCGAAGUCGGACAAACACGGCACAACAAACAGGCACUCGAAUGUCCUUCUCCCGGCUAUCCUGCACCAUCAUCCGGACCCUGUAAAAUCCAUUUUUGCGUCACUUAACGCUUCCCAAAACCUAAAGGAGGCUACACGUACAAACAAAAAGAUGGUUAUCAAGCAAGGGAGAGAUUUACACCAGGGUCUGCAUCGGGAAUGGGUUAAAGAUAGACGCACAACUGGGCAAACCCACUUGGACCACCCACACAGACACACAGUAUUUCCAACCAAAAAAAGAAAACGGUUUCCGGAAGCCGAAGCGACCGCUCGCUCGCAAAACUGUUUCGUGUCUGCAGAAACAAAUCUUCUGACACUUCUGAAAACACAUGACACAUAAUUGUACCGAUUUAAACACACGUACACACACACACUGAGAAUCACACAAGAGAAAUGAAAAAUAAAACGGAAAAUGAUAUUGUAUUGUACAAGAGUAUAGUAAUAAAAAUAUUUCGUAAAUGUGCUUUAAA